Messenger RNA from Electrophorus electricus (electric eel), 4765 nucleotides. It is a transcript of the gene znf821, whose product is annotated as zinc finger protein 821. Gene Ontology annotation, molecular function: DNA-binding transcription factor activity, RNA polymerase II-specific. Lineage: Eukaryota; Metazoa; Chordata; Actinopteri; Gymnotiformes; Gymnotidae. Gene Ontology annotation, biological process: regulation of transcription by RNA polymerase II. The record is from RefSeq and is a predicted model, not a curated record. Gene Ontology annotation, cellular component: nucleus.
GCGAGGCGAGGAACAUCUCCGCGGCGGACUGAACCUUCGCCGUGUUCAGGCUAGCGGGGCUGCGGAGUGGGUCUGUGCGCAAAACUCUCCAGUCUGAUUCCUUUAAUUAAACGUCUGACCUCUCUAAUUAAACGUCUUAUUCCUUUAACUAAACGAGCCUAAUAGUGCUGCCCGGUUAGACCAUCUCUAUCUUCGGCUCGCCUCUCUUGUCGCACUGUUGUUGUUCCCGGACUGGGCCAGUUGAACAUCUAAAGGGACUGUACUGGGAGUUGGACUGGACCAGGAAGAAUCUCCUCUGUCGGACCGGGGAGAGACUGGUCUGGAGGCUGGUCUGGAGACUGGACUUUCUCCACCAGGCAGUGGGGGAUUAUAAUGUCAAGACGAAAACAGACCAACCCUUUCAAAGUGAACUGUAGGUAUCCCAGGGCCGUUUCACACGACUGGCUUCUCUGGCCCACAGCACACGUCGGAGAUGGAUACUAGCGAUGACUUUGGGGAAACCCUCGAAUGCCACAGCGGCAGCUCCCGAGAACCGGAAGAGCACGACAGCAUAACUGAUGACAGCGACAGCGAUUUGGAUAAGGAGAACUCCUCCGGCUCCUCCGCCGAUGACAACGUGUCCAGCAGUAAGGGCAGCCGCUGCUUGGCUCACGGCGGAGACAUCAAGGAGGAGAACGAGGGGGGGACAGACCUGGGGAGCAAUUUUGUAUGUCCCCUCUGCGGCCUGGAGUUCAGCAAGCCAGAGAGGCUGAUUGCCCACGUCUACCAGCACACUUCGGCUGUGGGCAGCAGUAAGAGUUACGUGUGUCCAGUGUGUGGACGUGCGCUCAGUUCACCCGGCUCCCUCGGGCGCCACCUCCUCAUUCACUCUGACGACCGACUCUCCAACUGUGCGGUGUGUGGCGCUCGCUUCACCGACACCAACAACUUCAACAGGGAAAAGCUGAAGGAGUUCCUCGGUCCUGUCGGCGUGGAGAACAGCAGUGGAGACCAGGUGUGCUCCAUGGGGCAGCCUCUGUCCGUUGGCCCCAGCCCUGGCCCCGCGCUGCCCCCGCUCCCAGACAGCCUCCUCUCCUCUGGGCCCUCCCUGCCCUCCCUCCCUGACGCCCUCAGCCCAUCACCCAGCCUGCCGCCGUUGCCCGACCUCCUCAGCCCCAUGCCCGUGUACCCGGCCGGGGUGCUGCUUGUGUGCAACAGUUGCGUGGCCUACCAGCAGCUGGUGGGCGGGCAGUCGCCCUCCGUGCGCAAGUGGGCCGCACGGCGCAAGAACGAGCCCGUGGAGGCGCGGCUGCAGCGCCUGGAGCGCGAGCGCGUGGCUAAGAAGAGCAAGCGCGCAUGCGAGACGCCGGAGGAGCGAGAGCUCCGCCGGCUGCGCGACCGCGAGGCCAAGCGCAUGCAGCGGCUGCAGGAGACAGAGGAGCAGCGGGCGCGGAGGCUCCAGCGCGAUCGGGAGGCCAUGCGUCUCAAACGUGCCAACGAGACGCCUGAGAGGCGCCAGGCACGGCUGGUGCGCGAGAGGGAGGCCAAGCGGCUCAAGAGGCGGCUGGAGAAGAUUGACCCGUCGCUACGCACGCAGAUCGAGCACGAUCCCGCCGCCAUGGCCGCCCUCACGGCCGACAUGAACCUCUUCCAGUUCCCCUUUACCAUGCCCGUCUCCUCCAUGGACAACGGGUUGUUCAUGAAGCUACCCUAAACGGACAAACACUCGCUCGUACGCGUGUGCGCGUAUACACACACACACACACACACACACACACACACGCGAGCAUGCAGGCAUGGAGUUACAGGUUUCUUAAGACUUCCAUUUGAGAGCUCUGGUUGCAACCUGUACAGGCGGGAAACCAUUCCAAAUGUGCAACUGCUUCAGAAACCUAUUUUACAAAAGGUUUCCAAGACACAAACUCUCCACAUUUAUACAGCAAAUUAAAAAGUUAACAGCAGGGUGAAGAAUAACGUAUCCCUCUGCUUUAUGAACAAGAAUGUCGUAUGCGGAUUUGUCUUGCUGCAUUUUCAGGGCCUACAUACUUCAGAUCUAGCACUCAGAGUAGUACAGCACUUCCAUAAAGGAGGGUCUCUAUUUGCACAAGGACCUACAGUGAGGGGAGGGAGACACGUAGCCACACCCACAGCCCGCUGAUGCAAUCUGUCAGUCCGCUGGCUAGAGUUUACCCGUAGCUACACCUCCCUCUCCGUGCCAGAGCCGGUCACUGGCUAGCUUAAAACCACGGACUCAACUACCUCAGCACAGGCCAAUUCGGUUCCCAGCCUCAUCUAUGGCUUCUGCCUGGACUGCAGGGGUUAUAUAGGCCAGCACACAGACUAUACAUCCAUUAUGCCAAUACGCACUUAAACAGACUCUCCGUGUUACUGUUGCUCUGCUAAUCCCCCAACGCCUGUCUAAACAGGCAUCAUUCACCUGAGGUGUCAUUCAUCAACAAUGCUCUCAAUUUGUUACCAUAUUGUCCUCUCCUGAAAAGCUCUGAUAUUUGACACACAGUACUGCUGUAAAACUCAAGAGGAAACCAGUGGGUCAGAACAGAACCCGUCUGGCUCGUGUUCCUCUCGGCAGUAUCGGACCUUCUGAAGGCUCCGUGCCGGCUUACGGAACACACCCCUCUCUCCCAGGCGGUCGGGGACAGCGAGUGCCACCGUCAGCCCGCUCCCUGACCUAGGAACCGACAGAAGUCAUCCUCCUUCAUGCUGUUUGCUAACUACGAUCUCUUAAUGGUCACAUUGACCUACUCCUUCACUCAGUUUUGCACAUCGUUCACACUGCACACUCCUCAGCCGAACCAGGACUGUGGUCCGCCAGUGCUUGGUCAGUCACGACUGACUCCCCCUCUCCUACUUUGCUGUGGUCACUGUACUGUAUGUUUAUUACCUCUCUUGUUCUAGUGGGGCCCUGCACCUCAGUAUGCUUACCUUUGCAGUCAAGGCAUGUACAAAUGGAAAAAAAGGUUGCCUUUGUCACUGGACAGUUGUUUUGUGUAUAGAGUCAGGUAUAUCAUUCUUAGUUUUGGUAUGACUAUUGUGUAAAUUAGUUUGCAUGAAAGAUGAAAUAAUCCAAUUGAAUGCAGACAGGAUGAGUGAUAAAUCUUUCUUAUCUGAAGAAUUGAGCAUUCAUAAUUCAUAAGCAAUUUACUGGAAAUUGUAGAUGCUGUAGAUUAUGAUUGUAUGAUGUAUAUUCAAGUAGUUAAAUAUAAAUAUUUAUUAUAUAACAUUUACACUAGUUCAGAUGUAGACCUGAGUUCACAGAGCUUCACUUAGGGCAAACAGUGUUACAGCACCCAUGCCACACUGCCUAUUACACACAGUGAGUACCUCUCGAAAACAGGGUAAGCUAUUAUAUUUUACUUUACUGGUAUGCUUUGUUUAUUUCAUUCCAUUUAUUCAUUUCAGUUAUUUAUUGCUGAAAUAACUGACAUGCCACUCAACACUGAGAUUCAACAAAGACUUCUGUGACAACUUUUGUUCCACAUACUCGAUAAUACCUCUUCGUCGUUACACAGGUUAAAUCUGUGGGAGUGAAAGGACUAUGUAAUGUGCAUACCGUAUAAAGGUUUCUUGUCUGAGCCAUUCCCAGGGGUUGCUCAGGUGGGGAGACCAAGGUUUUGAAGAUGGGGCAGUGUCGUUCCAAAUACAGCUCUCAUGAGUGGCUCAAAUCACUAUGCAAAGAUCUGUACUCAAAAACUGUAUCGGACACUUUGUAUUAAUACUAUGCAGAUGAUGGAAAAGGACUUAAAUGCAGCACAUUACACAACUCAGGCAAUUCUGGAGCACCAGGGUCAGCAUUCGCAAAGCACUGCAGACUACAGUUGCUGAUCCUGAAGCUUUUUGGAGCCGAGGUCAUGGUAGACAAGAGAAGCUUCUCCUCCUUACUCAGCACUCCUAGUCUGCGAUGUGUACUGGCCCGGGGCUUGUGGCACUCGGCUCCUGGAGUAUGACUGAAUAAACUGAUGUAUCGAUACUCCAGGGAAUGUAGCCAUCAUUGCCAUAGUUUACGUCAUAAAGGCGGAGCUUGAUUUUAGGAUUGUGACCCCCAGAUGAUGGGUAUUGCAGUUCCCAUUAUACAGCGUGGCUCUACUGUUUAGAGAGUUUGGCUGCGCAGGACUGAUCUUCACAAAUCUCAGAGUUGAGGGUUUAACUAGGUCGAGAUUCCUCCCCAUCUCAUAGAGAUCUUGGUCACAAAACCGGUCUGAAGUCAGGACUACCCCCACUCGUCUGAACUUUGUGAAUAGCAGCUCUAUGUACUUUCUAAAGAAAACUCAUUUUUAAGCAUUUAAAAAUGCAUUUUUAAAUAUUGAGUUACUUAGUCAUAAAGCCAUGUUGACACCUUAUGCAUUAAAAAGGGAAGAUGUAUUGAUAGUUGAUUUCCACUUCAGAAUAGCUUUUUGAAGCCUAAUCUGGUGUCUGGGGCUAUUUUAGUUCAGUUUUGCAUGUUGUACGCUACAUGUCCUAGAUAUUUUAUGAGCUUGCGUUCAGUUAUUGUAUGCCUGCUUAGUUCUGUUCUAACUAAUCUAAGGAGAGGGACCUAUUGACAAAUUACCUUUUUGUUAGUCUAUCAGGGUACUGGCUUGAUGAUCAAUGUUUACAGAUGUCAGUAAAGGCCAAAUGACAGAAGGAACAGAAGUGAAACAGAGAACACCGCACACAUUUUGUCACACUUCCGAAUGCCCCUUUCGGAAAGCCAUUCUUUGUUACAGAAAUAUGUCUAAAGAUUGCUCUGAAAUCAGGAACAGAAUGUUGGAAUAAACAUGGACCUGAC